AUGGCUAAGGAAUUGAUAGAAGAUAAGAUAUUCUAUUGCAAAGACACAGAAGUAGAAUUAUUUGCUCACUGCUUCAUUGUGAAAUCCCGCGGUAUAAGCUUCGAUAGGAAAGCAUGUGGUAGAGGCUACAAGUUACACGUGAUUCAAAACCGCGAGGAGAUCAAAUGGGUUUCUGGUAAUGGUUUGCACAUUCACGAAUUCCCAAAAGUGAAGGGACAAAUGAUCGUUGAAGAGUUGAGCGAUCAGUUGACCAUUUUUGCAGCGGUUUUUGGUGAUCGACACAAGGAACUAUGGAUAGGAAAUAUAGGCAAGGCUGGCGUACACCUUGCACCUGUUCGAGAUCCACGGCCGAUGUUCAAAGGUUACGCUCAGCAUAAUUUUGUUUCUGUGACUUAG
Messenger RNA from Cooperia oncophora, 396 nucleotides. Lineage: Eukaryota; Metazoa; Nematoda; Chromadorea; Rhabditida; Trichostrongylidae. The record is from the annotation of a GenBank genome assembly.